AUGGGCUCUGAAGGAAGGAAGCUCAUUUGCGUCGUCGGUGCCACUGGCAACCAAGGCGGCUCCGUAGCUCGGCGGUUUCUUGCCGCCGGAUUCCGAGUCCGUGGUCUCACUCGCAAUUCUUCCUCUCCCGCAGCCAUAGAGCUUGCAUCACAAGGUGCAGAGCUGUUCGAGGCGAAUCUCGACGAUCCAAGCAGCCUCGACCAGGCAUUUGCCGGUGCAAAUGUCAUUUUUAGCGUUACCGACUACUGGGAGCCCUUCUUCCACCCGGAGUCCCAGUAUCGCCAUGGCAAGAACAUAGUCGACGCCGCUGCAAAGGUCGCGGGUUCGCUGGAUGCAAAUGGUUUCCUCGUUUCCACAUUGAGCCACGCGGGCAAAUGUAGCGGCGGCAAGUUCAAGGAGCUGUAUCAUUUCGACUCCAAGGCCGACAUCUUCCCAACAUACGUUGAGGAGCACUAUCCCGAGCUUGCGGCCAAGAUGUCGUGCAUUCAAACGGGCUUUUUCUACACAAGUUUCAAUAUACUGCCGCAUUCUUAUUUUGGAAAACUUCCUGAUGGACGCAUUGAGAUGGCCUUUGCUACGGUUCCUACAAAGACCAUUCCCCAUUUCGCCCCCGUCGAUGACAUGGGCCCUUUCACCUAUGCCGUCUGGCAAAUGCCCCCUGGAAAGCAUUACAUGGCCGCGGGUACAAACUGCACCUGGCCAGAGUUUAUCGAGACUUGGAGCAAAGUUUCUGGCGUUCCAGCCACCUACAGGCAGAUUUCCCCCGAGGAGAUGAUUAAGGCAACUGGCGAGCCGCAGCUUGGCGGCGAGAUUACCGACAUGUUCUUGUACAGCUCGCAACCAGGUUAUGACGGUGGUAUGGACGUUUUACAAGCAGAGGAUAUCAGAAAGGCUGGCAUUGACUGUCCUAUGACAACUUGGGAGGAGUGGGCAAAGAGACAGGACUGGGUGGCUAUUCUCGCUCGUCUGCAUGGCACUGCUUAA
Trichoderma breve is the source of this 984-nucleotide messenger RNA. Its product is annotated as nmrA-like family domain-containing protein. The record is from RefSeq and is a predicted model, not a curated record. Lineage: Eukaryota; Fungi; Ascomycota; Sordariomycetes; Hypocreales; Hypocreaceae. The coding region runs from base 1 to 984 and encodes 327 amino acids. The transcript has 4 exons.